Molecule: messenger RNA, 8035 nt
Organism: Cercocebus atys (sooty mangabey)
Lineage: Eukaryota; Metazoa; Chordata; Mammalia; Primates; Cercopithecidae
Gene: TBL1X
Product: transducin (beta)-like 1X-linked
Exons: 17
Coding region: 2835-4556 (573 amino acids)
Biological process (GO): regulation of transcription by RNA polymerase II
Cellular component (GO): histone deacetylase complex
Molecular function (GO): transcription corepressor activity; protein binding
Source: RefSeq, a predicted model, not a curated record
UUACAAUUCUGUAUCUUAACAUUGGGGGUGAAGCAUUUUUACCCUAGAGGAAUUCUAUCCAAACUCAUUAAACACUUUUAAUAAGGGACAAAGGGUUGGGACUCAGCGGUUAGGGGGCCAGCCCAUGAGCCUCACUCCUUCUCCUCUCUCUCCAGGAAUUGAAGAGGGAAUCCUUUUGCUCAGCAUUCCCACGCCUCCCACGGUCCUGGCACUGAGCCCGCGGGCUUGCCUUAGUCUCCUGGGCUGCCCUAACGCAGCACCACGUGCCAGGCGGCUUAAACAGCAGCCAGUAAUUCUCCCACAGUCCUGGAGGUUCUAAGUCCCAGAUCGAGGGGUCGACAGGGUUGGUUCCUCCCUAGGCCUCUCUCCUGGGCUUGUAGACACCGUCUUCUCCCUGGGUCCUAACGAGGUCAUCCCUCUGUGCGUCUGUGUCCUCAUCUCUAGUCCUGUUGGAUCAGGGCCCAUCCUAAUGACCUCGUUUUACCUUAAUGACCUCUUCAAUGGCCCUAACUCCAAAUGAACAGUCACAUUCUGAGGUCCUGGGGCUUAGGGCUUCAGCAUAUGAGUUGGGAGUGGGGAUGUAACAUGACUAAUGUCCACAACAGGAAAACCCAUAGAGGCAGAAAGUGGGCUCCUGCUUGCCAGGGCUGGGGACGGGCAGUGUGGGGUGACUGCCAGCCAGCACAGAGUUUCUUCUGGAAGUGAUGAAAAUGUUCUGGAAUUAGACAGCAGUUGCACAACUCCGAAUAUAUUAAAAACCACUGAAUUGUACAUUUUGAAAGAGUGAAUUUCAUGGUAUGUGAAUUGUGUCUCAGUAAAGUUUUUAUUAACAAAAACUGUGAGGGUAAGAGGUAAAAGGAAGGGAGUUGAAAGCAGCAUCAGGUGUGAACAGCCCAUAAUUCAGCCCAUAGACUAGAGCGCGAACUCCUAGCACAACUGUAUGUUGAAGAUGUGUGUGAAUGCUUGCUUUCCUCGCCCUUCGGCCUGGUUUUCUCUACUUUCCAAUUUCAUCAUACAUUCUCUUCCUUCCUCCCCCUCCCCACUUUUUCAAAACGUUUCUUCUAGUCCUUACCUGUGUCUACACAAAAUUCCAUAAACAUAAUGCUACAGUUCAAAGAAGUGUUCUGAUGUUAGGGAGAUAACUUAGGAAAAUAUUUGACCUUUGGGAAAGUUUUGGUUUACUUCUGAGUGAAAACCCUCCAUGAAAGAGAAACUUAAAUGCAGUUUUCAAAUGCUCCUGAGACAUUCCCAGCUGCUGCUUUGGGGAGAAGUGAAGGCAAGACAAUUUCCAAGGCAAAGAAGGACCUAUUGCAGACAGCAGACCCCAAGUAAAGAAAGGCACAGUGAUGGUGGGUAUUUGUGCAGUGUUUUGAAAAUGUGGAGGUCAGGGAUGCUAGCUUACCAGGCCGGCAUGAUCGAGUUAUGAGAACUGGAGACCAGGACACUGCCUCUGCUGGCUGUGCUGCUCCGGGCUCCUUCGAAAGGGGAAGCAACUGGUGUACUGACUUGGGCUGUGGUUAAAUUGGGCUCCCGUAGGUGCUAUGAAGGCUCUGCAGAGCCAGGGAUGCUUGUACCCUGGAGAGACCUUGCUCCAGGAGCUCAGGAGCUGGUAGGGGCAGUGACAGUGAAGCACUGGCUUGCCGUGCCCAGUGCUUGGGCAAUGCUGAGCUCAGAGGGAGGAACCCAGAAUCAUGCGGGAGCAAGGGAGGGAGGCAGGCGAAGAGAAGGGUUGCCCAGGAGCCUGCAGGCUGGGUCAGUGUUUUGUCAAAUUGUCUUUUCCUGCUUUGCUGUCUGAUCCCACUAAAGACUAGCCAGAGAGAUGCAGAGGUGAAAAAUGGUGGACAGCCAUUUUUCUCCCUUUCACUGUGACUACAAUGUCUGUUUCAUAUCAACAGCAACAUCUGUGCAGGCAUCCUAAUGAGUAUAAAUAAGGUUUUCAGAAAACUGGGUUUGUGAGGCUCCUGUCAUCUGAAUUUCUUUCAUCAUUUAAGUGUGAUUUUUUACUUACUGACAUUCAGUUGUUAUUUAGUGGCCACCUAUUAUUCAUAUAGGGUUCUUUAUGUGCUUUCUGUGUACAUUUGUUUUCGUGCUCAUCGUAUUUCAGUGUGACUUACAUAUAAGAUGCACCCAUUCUUAGCUAUUGUGGACUUUUUUUAAAAAAAGCUUUGUAGAGAUAUGAUUCACAUACCAGAUAUCCAUUUAAGUGCCUAAUUCAACAGUUCUUAAUACCCUAAUUAAUUAAAAAAAAAUACAGUGUUGAGUAUUUUCCUUUUCUCCUUUUUCACUAAAGUGGACUCAGGAUUGGGGGUAACUGUCAGUCCCUUGGUGUGAUUCUUGGCUGCCAGUGUUUACUGGGGACGGGUGUUGGUACCUCCCUUAAUAGGAUAUUGUUAGAGUAUUUUACAAAUUCUGGUUAAAAAAAAUCCCACAUGCGAUCUCCUGUCUUCCCCCCUCUCUGAGUGUAGGCAUUGUCAGCUGCAGUUGUCCAGCAUCUCCAGGACUCUUUUCAUUUGCAGGAUGGAAACAAUGUACCCUCUGAGCAACUCCUCCCUGUUUCUCCUCCCUCCAGCUCCCGGCAACCACUAUUCCACUCCCUGCUUCUUUGAAUUUCACAACUUGAGGUAGCUUGUGUAAGUGGAAUUAUUUUAAAAGCUGGUUCAUGUUAAAGUGCUUAGAACAGAGCUUGGUGAACAUCCGGUCAACAGCUGGUCCCCGCAGACGCCUUGCCAUUUCUGUGACCGGAUGCUGGGAAGCCUGCUGGUCAACAGGUCCACACAUGAAGUCAUCAUAAGGAGCCCUGGCCUCCUUGCAGAAACAUCGAGGUGACAUGUAGCAUGACCGAGCUCGCUGGCGCCUCUUCAUCGUGCUGCCACCGCCCUGCAGGAACAGGGGCCAUGCAGUCAGUCUUGCACCACUUUCAACGUUUACGAGGGAGAGAGGGUGGCUCCCACUUCAUCAGCACCUCAUCGCCGCGAGGUGAGGCUAAGAUGAGCAUAACCAGUGAUGAGGUGAACUUCCUGGUGUAUCGGUAUCUCCAGGAGUCAGGUUUUUCCCACUCGGCUUUCACAUUUGGGAUUGAGAGCCACAUCAGCCAGUCCAACAUCAAUGGGACGCUGGUGCCACCGGCCGCCCUCAUCUCCAUUCUCCAGAAGGGCCUGCAGUAUGUAGAGGCCGAGAUCAGUAUCAACGAGGAUGGCACAGUGUUCGAUGGCCGCCCCAUAGAGUCCCUGUCACUGAUAGAUGCUGUGAUGCCUGAUGUGGUGCAGACGCGGCAGCAGGCAUUCCGAGAGAAGCUCGCUCAGCAGCAAGCGGCGGCAGCGGCGGCCUCGGCGGCAGCCGCUGCUGCCGCCACGACCUCAGCCAGCGUUUCCCAGCAACAUCCAUCGAAGAACAGAGAGGCCACGGUGAAUGGGGAAGAGAACAGAGCACAUUCAGUCAAUAAUCACGCGAAGCCAAUGGAAAUAGAUGGAGAGGUUGAGAUUCCAUCCAGCAAAGCCACAGUCCUUCGGGGCCAUGAGUCCGAGGUGUUCAUUUGUGCCUGGAAUCCUGUCAGUGAUUUGCUAGCUUCCGGAUCCGGAGACUCAACUGCAAGGAUAUGGAACCUGAAUGAGAAUAGCAACGGGGGCUCCACCCAGCUCGUGUUGAGGCACUGUAUACGAGAAGGGGGCCACGAUGUCCCAAGUAACAAAGAUGUCACCUCACUGGACUGGAAUACCAAUGGAACACUCUUGGCUACAGGUUCAUAUGACGGUUUUGCAAGAAUAUGGACGGAAGAUGGUAACCUGGCCAGCACCUUAGGCCAACAUAAAGGCCCCAUCUUUGCCUUGAAAUGGAACAGAAAGGGGAAUUACAUUUUGAGUGCUGGCGUAGACAAAACAACAAUAAUUUGGGAUGCCCACACAGGAGAAGCCAAACAGCAGUUUCCUUUUCAUUCGGCCCCUGCCCUUGAUGUGGACUGGCAGAACAACACGACCUUCGCCUCCUGUAGCACAGACAUGUGUAUCCACGUGUGCAGGCUCGGCUGUGACCGCCCAGUCAAAACCUUCCAGGGACACACAAACGAGGUCAACGCCAUCAAAUGGGAUCCUUCUGGAAUGUUGCUGGCCUCCUGCUCAGAUGACAUGACAUUGAAGAUCUGGAGCAUGAAACAGGAAGUGUGCAUCCACGAUCUUCAGGCUCACAAUAAAGAGAUCUACACCAUCAAGUGGAGCCCCACCGGGCCCGCCACCAGCAACCCAAACUCCAACAUCAUGUUGGCAAGUGCUUCGUUUGAUUCUACGGUGCGACUGUGGGACAUAGAGCGAGGCGUCUGCAUCCACACGCUCACGAAGCAUCAGGAGCCCGUCUACAGCGUAGCUUUCAGCCCUGACGGGAAGUACUUGGCCAGCGGAUCCUUUGACAAAUGCGUCCAUAUCUGGAAUACUCAGAGUGGAAAUCUCGUCCACAGCUACCGAGGCACUGGCGGCAUCUUCGAAGUGUGCUGGAACGCCCGAGGAGACAAAGUGGGCGCCAGCGCAUCCGACGGCUCUGUUUGCGUGUUGGAUCUGCGGAAGUAAUCACAAAAUACUAUCGAAAAAAGAAAAGAAUUCUGAUGACCAGCCAUGAAUGUGUAGGGUUGCAGCUCUGUUCUCCAAAACUGUACGAACUUGACUUGCGUUAGAGUAUACUCUGAAACCAACUCGUCUCUGGCCGCAGGAAUCUAUAUGUUUUCGUAAUCUUCAUCAAGAAGUUUUUUAAAGGCAAGCAAAAACAGAAGCAAAUCAUAUCACACGGGGAUAGAAUGGUUUCCACUGAGGAUAUUCAGCCUGGGAAGCAGAAAGUCACCAGCUCGAGGCGUGUGGAUUGGUUUCCACCCGGAACAGGCUCUGUGAUGACUGAAUGGAAAGAAAUGUAAAAAGCUGUGCCAAAAAAAAAAAAGCAAAAUGCUGUGAUAAACCAAACAGGGAAGGGGGAAAACCUCCUCCUUGAGAUUUCUUUUUGUUUUCCCUAACGAUUUGGACACUACAGUUGCUCUCACAAAGGAUGUUCAAAGACCAGUUUGUACCGAUGAUGUGUAACUUUGUAAUCCCAACACUUUCUAUUUUCUAGAAUCUUCUUUGUUCAUUGGGUGGUUUUUCUAUCGGCUGGAAUUCUAUCUUCUGGGGGCCUUCCGUCUGAGAUGAAAGCUGUCUUGGGCUUGUUGUCUCUUCCCUGUGUUGCCUCUCCCCCUACCCCUGCCUUUCCACUCUGUCUGGUCAGCUCUGCUUUUUCAGUGCAGCCUCAAGAGACGCAGCCCAGUUCACAUGAAGACACAGUCUCCCAUGGACAGCUUUCCCCCUUCCGCCUUCUCCCACCCUCUCCUCCCCUCGCGCUCGCGCUCACGCUCGCUUUCUCACUGGCGCGCUCGCUCGCUCUCCCCCCCUCCCUCCCUCCCUCUGUACCUUUCUCAUAGUUGCUUCAGAUCUUAGGUCUCAAGGGCACUUUGGCGCGUAGUAAGUGCUUUAUGUAAGAAGGCAGGGCAGGGGGCUUUUUACAGGAGGAAAAAAAUGACUUAGAAAGAGCCUGGAGUAUUUUUGGAAAAAAAAAAUAUUUUUAUGUUAAAACAGUUUUAAAAUCUUAAAAUGGCCAUCAGACAUAGAGAGCUUUGUGUGAUUCAUGUUUUCAAAAGAACUGAAGAAGCCACAGGCAGGGCCUGAGGGAGCCCCUGGCUUUCCCCUCAGCCUCAGGAAAGGUGGUCAGGAGGACUCUGGCUGGACAACGGUCAGCCUUAGGGGUCAGCAGCGAGAUUGCACUGCAGCCAGUGAGGGAGGUCCCAGCCAUGCCGCGUGGAAGAAAAACUUGCAUCUUUUGGUGUGUACGCACCUUGGCAGCCAGCAGGAAAGCCGUGAAGAGCCGUGCGCCCUCUGGCCUCGAGGGAGCAUUGGCAGAACCAUAAGGUACUGCAGAAGCCGUCACAGCUCGGCUGGAUUAGGCGUGUUGGCUGCGUCUUUCCCACAGCCGUAUAACGACCGAUGGUCAGUUCUCGAAGAGCAGGCUUGGCAAGUCCUUGCAGAGCUGACAUAGAGGCCCCCGCAUGUCACUUCGUCUAACGCUGACAGAAACGAAUGCAGAAGGAAGAUUUUCAGUUCCGAACAUGAAUUAUAGAGGUAGAACGUCGCUAAUAAUUUCUGCCAUCUUAAUAAUUUCUUUCUCUCUCAGAAGACUAGGAGAAAGAUCUUUUUUAAAUAAUCAAUCUUUUUGCUGUUUUUGAAAAAUUCAGGCUUUGUGUUCCUAGAAGAGCUUCAUUUCAGUGAAUCUGCUGACCUUCAUCUGCUUGCUGUCAUAACCCGACACUGACUUAUUUUUUUCAUUAGCAAGGGGGAAAAGGCCGAAGGACAAGGGCCUCUUUUCCCAUUGGUUUUCCUGUGGGCAGAAGGGCUGAGGAAGCUGGCCCGGCCCGUGGGGGCUGCUGCGUCACCAGCAGUGGGUAGGGUGCAAUCUGGUGUGUGUUCCAGCAGCGAGACGGUGUUACUGUGAAGCUGGCAUCCAUCUGCAGAGCCAAAACCCAGCCGUCAGGGAAGGGCCAGGGCUUCCUGUGGAACUUGGAAUGUGCCAGGACCACCUGCAAAAGCCAGGGUGCGUCGAUCAUUCUCAGAUCAUUGAUUGGCCUCCACUUGGGUAUGUGAAUUAUUCAUGCCCCAGAAGACCAAAAAGUGCCCUGGUUCUGAGAUGAGUGUCUUAUUCGGGCUGUUUCUGAAACGCUUAGCAAAGAAGGUCACAGCGAUGUGGAGUCGCCGCCCCCAUCUUUGAAGAUAGCCGGUGUCCCCGGAUGAGGUGAUUUCCCAUCCCAAGGACUCCGUGAAGUUUAGGGUACAGUUUGUUGGGGUCCAGAAGACGCCACUACCCCACCCAAAUAAAAACGCACUCAUCUUUGCAGAGCAUCUGCUGUCAAAGGCCAGCCUGUCGUUAGACAUGGCUUGUGCUUGACAAACCAGAAACAACUGUGGGAUGGUGACGGUGGGAUGUGUCGCAAGCGAUUCACUAGACAAUCUUCACAUGAAUGUCGGUAGCCAGGGUCUCUCCCAAGGGAUGGGUUUAGUCUUGAUGAAUGUAAACCACAUCAGAAUUGUGAGGUAGAAACCUGGGCUGGGAGGCCUCGGACCCCAGGCUCCAUCCCUGGCUUCCCCAGCCUGCAGCUGCAAGCAAAAGCGAGCAUGAGAUGCAGCUAGCAGUCACAUCCAUCCCCGUUCUCAGCAGGAUGACACCAUGGACAGCCGUUUCCGGAGCCUCCAGCAUUUGCACACCACUACUUAGCCUCUCUGCUGCUGGAAUGUUGGUAGAGUCAUCCCUGUAAUCAGGAAAUGGCCUGUGGAAUGUUAUUGUUCAAUGUUGUUUACAGCUCUUAAAACAUGGUGAGGAAUGCCUAAGUCUUAGUGACCAAACUUGACCUUGAAAGCAGACAUAGCAUGACAGACCUUCCUGGAGUCUUUGGUUGGGUUCAAAGUGACCGAGAGUCAGGUCCAGCACACACCUGGGAAAGGGAUGCUGCCCCAAGGGGGACCAAAAGGGCCGGACGUUACAGGGUGAAACCCUCUGACCCCUCGCGACACCGUAGGACUUGACUUUUGUUUAGUCUUUCUAAGAAAUAGAUCAUAGAGCCAAGUGAAGUGCACUUUGUCCAAUGUAAGGGUCUGCUUUGUUCUUGUUGCUUUUCUCUUUUUAAACCUUUUGUUCCGCCAUUUAAAAAAAAAAAAAAAAAAAAAAAAAAGCUUAUGUUUCUUGUCAAAUGCAGAAAUGUUCCUUCCGCCACUCACUGAAGUUUUGCAUUCUGGCUUGUGCAGUUUUUAUUGUCUGUGUCAGACGUACAGCCAGAUGUGUUCUCUAUCGGCAAUUUUCCUAUUCUGUUCAGAUGACAUCGACCACCGUUUCAUUCCCCCCGCCGCCUGUACUCACCCUCACGCUCUUUGAAGAAAAAAAAAAAAAUCACCUUGCGUGUUGUAGCUCAUUUGUUUCAAGAGAGAAUCAACAGAUCAUAUUCAGUGUCUUGAAUAAAUUGCUCUAUUUUGAUAUUAGAGAA